AAGAGCAACCUUUUACGAGAAGGGGACUUGAGGCAAGAGUUGAUUUUAUUUAUUAGAGGUGCCAAUCGUUCCAAUAUCUUGCAGAGGUUUGUUUUGUUGUGUACUGCGGAGCAAAUCAGCAAACAAUGGUGCUUAUCAAAUUGCUCGCUAGCACGAGAUCAGUGGUGAAGAUUGUCGUUCCGGUGCUCGCACCUGUCUUCAUCGUUUACGCGAUAUUUGACACGUUGAGAUUCUUCAACGUUAUUGAUCUAACAAGAGACCAUUUCCUCUCGAGUUUGGUGGACUUCCACUGCUAUUCGGUGCUACAGCAGGGGUUCGAGCCCCUUUUGAACUUACCGAAUGGAUUGCUGGCAAAUGUCCUGUCGAUAACGCUCUUCUGCCUAUAUGCAGUUGCGACAGUACUAUCGUUGGCUUAUACGUUACUAUUCCAUGGCUUUUGCAUCGCUUCGUCAUUCGAGAAAAGAUGGAGCCCAAUCUAUCAGCUGGCUGUUAGUUCCCUACAUUGAAUAGACUGAUGUAACGAUGAACAUAAAAAAUGCAUGAAUAUGGUGAGUUUGUACGUAGUAUUAGAACCCAAAGUUGAAUGCACUCAUAUCGGG
Molecule: messenger RNA, 599 nt
Organism: Williopsis jadinii
Lineage: Eukaryota; Fungi; Ascomycota; Saccharomycetes; Phaffomycetales; Wickerhamomycetaceae
Exons: 1
Coding region: 126-506 (126 amino acids)
Source: RefSeq, a predicted model, not a curated record